Molecule: messenger RNA, 4281 nt
Organism: Moesziomyces antarcticus
Lineage: Eukaryota; Fungi; Basidiomycota; Ustilaginomycetes; Ustilaginales; Ustilaginaceae
Exons: 1
Coding region: 1-4281 (1426 amino acids)
Biological process (GO): nuclear-transcribed mRNA catabolic process, nonsense-mediated decay
Cellular component (GO): telomerase holoenzyme complex
Molecular function (GO): protein binding; telomerase RNA binding; telomeric repeat DNA binding
Source: RefSeq, a predicted model, not a curated record
AUGCCGUUCCAAAGAUCGAGCAGUGCUGCCUCCACACAGCUGCUCUUCAAGCCAACUUCGGCACUCGGCCCAAGUGACUUUGCAUCGUCUUCUGCAGCCAUCGUACCCAGCAAGUCGGCUCUGGCUGAAUCGUCUUCCAAGCCACGCGAUCCGAUUCUCGGCCAAGACGCCGCUCCAGCUCGCAAGCAGCACCACGUCUCGUUCCAAGAGCAACCGGAACAUGCAGAGCCGCAGCCAAAACCAAAGCCAAACAGAAGGCGCGAACGAAACCAUCGCUCGUCGCAGUCAAGCUCGCGCCCCCAUGCCUCCGACCUGAUCACCAAGGGCUCCGAAAACGGCAGCGCAAAGCAGUCCGCCUCGCGCGCUUCUUCCCGUCACAGCCGCAACGAUCCCAGCGAACCCGAGUCGUCCAAAUCCGCCGGCGCAGAGAGCGCGCUCACCACAUCCACGCGCUCGCGCAGGCAAGCACGCCGCGGCAACGACAAGCGCUCCGAUCGCUCCCAGCGCACGCCCUCAGAGGCAGCCACGGCCACCACCGAUCCCACCUCGGUCUCGCGACCCAGCUCCAGAGCAGCCACAUCCACAAAGUCCGAGGCGUCCACCUCGGCUUCCAGGCGCGAUCCCCGAUCUCGCGAACCCAGCGCCUCGGGAAGGAGCAGCCGCAAUCACUCCAAUCAUGCAGGCAUCCUCCCCGACCUUCGCCUCCAAGACGCAUCCCGCUCAGAGUCGGCGGCUCGCUCCCAGCACUCGGCUUCCAGCCGCCGCGACCGAUUCAGCACCCGCUCGCACGACACUCGAAGCGUGCCCGGCGACGCUCCCACCGCUCGCGAUGGCCGCCAGCUCUUCGAUCCAAGGCGCGACGAUCCUGUCAGGUUUGCGUCGCAGCAGAGACUGCAAACCGACGAGCGAGCCCGCGCCGGCUCCAGCGUCUCGUCGCCCCGCCUCGCUUCGGCGUCAUCCUUGCAGCCUCCGAUUCCCAUGCGAAGGGAUCCGUCCGAGUCUUCGGGCGCCAGCCUACUUGCGCGCAGUCCAAUCAUCAAGCCCUCCAUCGCCGACGUCGCCUUCGCUCCGGCUAUCGACCCGGCAGAUCCGCGCGCCCUCCAGGCGCACGUGCUCGAAAUCAAGAAAGUCUACCGAUCCAUCUCGGCCAUGGAGACCGCACUGCAAGAGGCGCACCACGCCGAGGCCGACAAGGCUCGCCUCGCCAUGGCCGAAUACCUCCCUCCCGACGUGCGCGAUCCGUCCUACUGGAUCACCAUGAUCAGCCGCCAUCGCAGCCUCGCCGAUCUCCACUCUUCGUUCUUCGAGAUGACGUGUCGGCCAGAGCUUCCUCGCUCAGUGCAGGAGCUGGCCGAAACGUACAACCUGCCCUCGCGCCUGUGGCAGAACGCCUUCCACCUCAUGCUAGAGAGUCUGCGCUCCAAUCUGGCGUCUCAGCCUCCCAACCAGCCAGCCAGCCGCAAGACCGAGCUGCUCGACUACCUCACCGAGUUCAUCUACUUUGCCUACUCCUUCUACUCCGCUCUGCACGAAUCAGAGAGGUACAAGAGCUUCGGCAGGGCUUGGAUCGAAAGCCUUGGCGAUCUAUCCAGGUAUCGCAUGGCCGUCGCAAGCCUCGCUGCUAGCAUGGCCAUCGAUGGCGGUGGCGAAGAGAUCAGGAACAAGGCCCACAACGACCGCAGCCCAGUACUGGCGAUCGAUGCGCGCAUCGAUGACGCCCAAGACGAUUCGGAUGCAGAUGCUGAUGACGAUGACGACUCGCUCGAUGAGCACCGCGCCGAAGCCGACGACGCCGAAGCUCGCCGGCGGCACGCACGACGUAGAAGGUCCCGCCGCGGCCAUCGCGACGAUUUGCACAACGUCGACAAGGCGAGUAUCGGCAGCGCGGCGCUCGGCGACUGGGAAUGGACCGAAAAGGAGACCUGGCGUCAGACGGCCAAGGACUGGUAUGCGCUCGGGAUCACCCAGGCUCCCAACAUCGGCCGGCUCCACCACCAUCUCGGCGUGCUCAGUCGCGGUGAGGACGAUCUGCGUGCGCUUUACCAUCUAUCCAAGAGCCUCAUCGCUGCCAAGCCCUUUUCUUCGGCCAAGGACAGCGUCGUCGCGCUCUUUGACCAGGAGCGCCAAUCUCGUCGCAUCCGACGCGGCAGCUCCGUCGAGGAGCUCUUCCUCUACUUGCACGGCCUCCUCAUCACCCGCGUCCAGCUCGACGACUUUGAGCCCGUAUUCGAGCGCUUCGUGAGCGAGCUCACCGCGCUCGUCGAGGAGCACGGUCCGGCAGGCCUGCCGCAGUCCGUAUGGACCAUGAUGGCAACCGUCAACAUUGCAGGUCUGUUCGAGCACGGAUCGGACGACUCGAUGCUGGCGGAUCUGCUGCUGCAGCAAUCGCACAAGUCCGGCAAGCGGCCUAACCGCACGGAAAGGUCGAGGUCCCAGGUGCCCACCGCCAUCCUCGUCAGCUCGAGCGCGACCAAGACCGACGACAACUUGCUCAGCGAGCUGCCGCGCGAUGCGGAAUGGGACGACCCCAGCGACGACGAAGACGAGGCGGGCGAGCAAGAGGUGCAGCUUAUUGCGCUCGAUGCGAAAGCGCGCGGCGACGAGGCCGAGGCGGAGGCGGCCAACGAUCUGCCCGACACGCUCGAACGCGCCGCCAAGCUCUGCUUCGCCAUGCAGGCGCUCACGUUCGACCUCACCAGCGCCGAUGCGAGCCUGCGGUCCAAUCCGUACAACACGACGAUCGGCACGUUUCUGCUGUCGCUGUGCCAGUCCAAGCGGGCGUUCCGCCUGUUUGAGCGCUUCGUGCCCUGGGAUGCGUGGCUGCAGCGUCUCGACAGCUCCAUCGGCCUGGCGGAGCGUGGCUGGCCCAAGGUGCUCGCGAGCCCGUACAUCACCGCCCCGCUGCUGCUGCCGGAAGACUACUGUCUGCGCGGUAUCCUCGGGCUGUCGCGCCAUCUGUACGACCGCCAUCUGUGGCGAGCGACGGCGAACGAGGGCGGCUUGUCGGCGUCGCAUGCGUUUGCAAACGAGGUCGAGGUGCUCGAUGCCGAAGACGGCGAGCUGUAUACGCGCAUCGAGUCGGCGUGGCGCACGGCGGCUGCGCGCAAGGGAGAGCGCGACGAGCCAUCGCCGACGCUCGACACGGUGCGCGUAUACCGCAUGGCGUUUGUGGCGCGCAAGCUCGCCAAGGCUGGGCGCGGGUUCGAGCUGGACGGCAAGACGUCCAAGCUGUCGCUGUCCAAGAUGCUGCAGACGCGGCUGGUGCGGCGCAAGAUGGAGGAGGAGCAGCGCGAGCUCGAAGCGCGCAUCCAGCAGCUGCGUCUGCAGGCGGCGAAUCGGGAGCCGGCAUGGGCGCGCUCUGAGGAGCCCGCUUCGGCUGCAUACCAGGAGGCGGCGCAGAUGGACGACGACGACGAUUUUGACAGCGACUGGGAGGAGGACGAGUCGGCGGCGGCGCGCGAGCGCGUGCAUUCGCUGGACGCCAUCCUGCCGACGCCCGAGGGCGCCGACGCGAGCGACGAGAUCCAGGCACUGCAUGCACGCAGCUGCUACCUGCGCGACGUGCUCAGCAGUGUGCGCAGCACGCUCACUCGCGGCAGAGGCGGAUCGGCGGGCAAAGAGCGGGGCACGCAGGCGGGGCGGGCCAAGACCGACGUUGCUGCGAAUGCGUGCGAAAACAUCGUUCCUGGAUACACGGUCCUUGUGGUGGAUACGAACAUCAUCGUGACGCCGGGCGAGGUGAUUGCGCAGCUGAUCGAGUCGCAGCGCUGGACGCUCAUCAUCCCGCUGGCGGUGAUUACGGAGCUGGAUGGGUUGCGGCGCAACGAUAGCGAGUUGGGGCGGCAUGCGGAGCGCGCGAUCCGGCUGCUCGAAACGCGCAUCCGCACCCACGCCAAGUUCGUCAAGGUGCAGACGAGUCGCGGCAACUACCUCAGCGAUCUCUCGUGUCGAUCGGAGGACAUUGAUUUCGCCUGGCAGGGCCAGGGUGCGGGUGCGGGUGCAGCGGUGCGCGACGAAGAUGCGGCGGAUACAAAGUCGGUCGCCGCACGCAAUGUGGAUGAGGUGAUCCUGCGCAUCUUGGCGUGGCAGAGGGACAACUUUGUGGACCGCAGGAACUUGUUGCAGGUCGCAGCAAAGCACGACGAGCAGCCAACAAGCAUAGACUCGGCGCACAAGAGUGUCCUCCUCACGCUCGACCGCAACCUUCGACUCAAGGCCAAGAGUCGCGGUCUGCCCAGCGUCGACGCUAGGGCCGCAGCUGCGCUACUCGAACUGCCGUAA